Molecule: messenger RNA, 1647 nt
Organism: Hyaloscypha bicolor E
Lineage: Eukaryota; Fungi; Ascomycota; Leotiomycetes; Helotiales; Hyaloscyphaceae
Product: major facilitator superfamily transporter
Exons: 7
Coding region: 1-1647 (548 amino acids)
Biological process (GO): transmembrane transport
Molecular function (GO): transmembrane transporter activity
Source: RefSeq, a predicted model, not a curated record
AUGUCACAUACAUCCAUUAGCAGCACGACCGAGAAGGUGGCGGAUCUCGAGUUCGCAGACAAUGGAAACGACACAGGAGAUAUCGAACGUGAAAAAGAACAAACCACUUUCACCGAAAAUACUGGAGAUCACCCAAAGGGCUUCAGACUGGCAAUGGUGAUUCUGGCUCUGGUCCUAAGCGUCUUCUUAAUUCGCGAUUCUGACAUUUCACAGACUAUUGUAGCAACAGCCAUACCUCACAUCACCGAUGAGUUCCACAGCUUAGACCAGAUUGGCUGGUACGGGUCGGCAUUCUUCCUCACACUAGCUUCCUUCCAAUCCACCUGGGGCAAGGUUUUCAAGUUCUUCCCACUGAAGGCAUCAUUCAUGACCACAAUUGCUAUUUUCGAACUGGGAAGUUUGAUAUGUGGAGUUGCCCAGAACAGCAGUAUGCUCAUUGCAGGUAGAGCCAUCGCUGGGCUUGGAGCUUCCGGUAUCUCCACCGGAUGCUACACCAUUAUUGCGUUCGCAGCACCUCCCCGCUUGAGACCCGCAUUUACUGGUAUCCUAGGAGCGACAUUUGGGGCUGGCAGUGUUGUCGGGCCUCUUUUGGGUGGUGUGUUCACUGAUAAGGUCUCUUGGCGCUGGUGUUUCUACAUCAAUCUCCCAAUAGGAGUUCCCUCAAUUAUCGUCAUUCUUUUGCUGUUCAAGACGCCGUCAACAGCCAAGCCUUUGCAAGCCCCACUAUUGGAGAAGUUCUUGCAAAUGGACUUCACUGGGACUUCCUUGGUCGUGGCAGCGACAAUAUGCUACCUUCUUGCGAUGGAAUGGGGAGGCACCACCAAGUCAUGGAGCUCAGGGGAUAUGAUUGCCAUGUUGGUUCUCUUCCCGGCGCUGAUUCUUCUCUUCGUCUUGAACGAAUGGUGGCAGGGCGAGAAAGCGCAACUCACCUUUAGGAUAUUGAAACACAGAACUAUGCUGGCAGUCUGCCUCUUUGCUUUCUUCUUUGCUGGGUCUUUUUUCACUUUGCUCUACUACCUGCCAAUUUAUUUCCAAGCCAUCGACGGAGUAUCCGCACAAGCAUCAGGAGUCCACAAUCUUCCUCUCAUCAUUGCACUGACAAUCUCGACAGUUGCUUCUGGUGGACUGAUAUCCGCCUUCGGCCACUAUGCUCCAAUCCUGUUCACUGGAGGAGUAUUGACCACAAUUGGCAUGGGAUUGAUCUAUACCCUCCAAAUCGGCUCGAAAUCUUCGCACUGGAUUGGCUUCCAAGUAUUAGCAGGUUUUGGCGUCGGCUUUGCCUUCCAAGUCCCUCAAAUCGUCGCCCAGUCCGUCUGUGACCUUCACGAAGUGUCGCACUUCACAGCCAUCAGCCUCUUUUUCCAAAUGAUGGGCGGUACAUACUUCAUCUCUGCGGCACAGUCGAUUUUUGCGAAUAAACUUGUUGAUCACUUGAAGGUCAAUGUUCCUGAGAUUGAUCCAACGACGGUGGUUGGACUGGGCGCUACGCAGUUCCGCAGCAUGCUACCUUCCACAGCUAUAUCAGGUGUUGCGUUGUCGUAUAUGAAAAGUUUGAAUAUUGUGUUUGUGUUGGCUACUGUAUUGGCUGGGGUUGCAACUGUUGUUAGUGUGGUUGCGAGGUGGGAGAAAAUUCAGGUCAGGAUGUAA